Messenger RNA from Sorex araneus (European shrew), 2172 nucleotides. RefSeq names its product AT-rich interaction domain 5A (gene ARID5A). The transcript has 7 exons. Gene Ontology annotation, biological process: regulation of transcription by RNA polymerase II. Bases 124 to 1881 code for a protein of 585 amino acids. Lineage: Eukaryota; Metazoa; Chordata; Mammalia; Eulipotyphla; Soricidae. Gene Ontology annotation, molecular function: transcription cis-regulatory region binding. Gene Ontology annotation, cellular component: nucleus. The record is from RefSeq and is a predicted model, not a curated record.
GAGGCGGGGCGGCGGGGAGGCGGCGGGCGGCCGCGCGGCUGGCCAGUAUCGCCGAGAACUCCGAGACCGCCGAGCUGCGAGUGCGGAGGGUCUGGGGCGGCGGCCGCGGGACUGCGCCGGGCCAUGGCACCGCCUGUGACAGGGGAAAGGAGCCCCUCAGAGGAAGGCGACCCCCAGGACCCGCCGGUGUCCCCCAGUCCCGACAGUGAGCAGAGCAGGAGCCAGAGCCCCACCCGGCUGCAGGACUCCCCUGAGGCAGGCGGGGAGCGGGAGGAGGAGCAGGCCUUCCUGGUCAGCCUCUACAAGUUCAUGAAGGAGCGACACACGCCCAUCGAGAGGGUGCCCCAUCUCGGCUUCAAGCAGAUUAACCUGUGGAAGAUCUACAAGGCCGUGGAGAAGCUGGGGGCCUAUGAACUGGUGACCGGCCGGCGCCUCUGGAAGAACGUGUACGACGAGCUGGGGGGCAGCCCGGGCAGCACGAGCGCCGCCACCUGCACUCGCCGACACUAUGAGAGGCUGGUCCUCCCGUAUGUGCGGCAUCUGAAGGGGGAGGAGGACAAGCCGCUGCCUCCCUCCAAGCCCAAGAAGCAGUACAAGAUGACCAGAGACCCUCGCGGGGAUGACGGUGCUGUGGAGAGAGCCAGGAAGGCCAAGGAGGAGAAGCUGGGAGACCAGAUGCCGCCUGGGAAGACCAAAGCAGAACCGACCACCAACCCGGCGCAGCUGUGUGGCCCAGAGCCUGCCGGGGAGCGUGCGGAGCAGCCGGGCCCCAGCCGUGCGCCCUCGCUGCCCCCUGACAGCACCGGCGGCUGCCCCGAGGCCUACCAGAGGCUCCUGUCCAGCUUCUACUGCAAAGGGACACAUGGCAUAAUGUCCCCACUGGCUAAAAAGAAACUGCUGGCCCAGGUGAGCAAGGCUGGGGCCUUGCAGUGCCGGGAGGAGGUCUGCCAGCACGGGGCAGGAGACCCUCCCCGGCAGCUCCCAGCACGGCCGGCGGCCUGCCCCCCGGAGCGCCCCCAGAGCCCAGGAGCAGCAGUGGAGGAGGCCAGGCAGAAGCCGGGAGCGCAGGAGGCAGCGCCGGGCCCUGGGGAGGAGGCGCCCGUGGGCCCCGGCCCACCCGCCCCUGUCUUCACCGGCUGCUUCCACACCUGCCCCACCGAGGUGCUGAAGCCCAUCAGCCGGCACCCCCGGGACUUCCCCAGCCUUAAAGAUGGGGUGCUAUGGGGGCCCUGUGGGGGCAGCAAAGAGGGGUCCCGGCUGGUGUGGGGUGGGGAUGCCAGCCGCCCUUCUGCCUUCCACAGAGGUGGCUCCCGGGACAGCAGUCCCUACCCCAAGCCCAAAGCCUGCUGGGUGGCCCCCAUGGCCAAAGCCCCUGCCGAGAGCCCCGCGCCCCUUCCCGCCUUCCCGGGCGGCCCCGGCAGCAAGCGCCGCCUGGAGGAGGAGGGUGAUACCCAUGGGGGCAAGAAACUGCGGGCGGUGUCCCCCUUUCUGAAGAAGCUGGACACCGAGGAGUGUGAGGCCAAGCCUGCGGGGCCUGACCUGGCUGUGUCCUGCCUCCUAGGCCCCGCCUCGGCGCCCAGCCUGCCCGAGGCCUACAGGGGCACCAUGCUGCGCUGCCCACUCAACUUUACUGGCAGCCUGGACCCCCUAAAGGGCCAGGCCACCUUCCCCUUCAGCCCUCUGGUCAUCCCAGCCUUCCCAGCCCACUUCCUGACCUCCACUGCGCCCCUGCCCAUGGCCACUGGCCUGCAGCACUUCCCCCCGGCCCCUUUCGACAGUGCCCUUCGCCACAGACUGUACCCAGGCUCGUCUCCCUGGCACGUGCCACCUGCCACUACCUACGCCGCACCCCACUUCCUCCACCUCAACACCAAGCUGUAGGCACGCCCGCCGCUCGGGUGGAGGACUGAGCUGGGCUGCGGGCGCUGCCGGGGGCUCGGGCUGGGGCUGUCCCUGGUGUGGGACAGGGACUCUGGGCCCCGGGGCCCGGGCUGGGACAGCCUAUCUUGGAGAAGUCGCCAGGACAGGGGGGUCUGUGUGGUUAAGUCUGGGGAGGUGACUUAACCUCCCCACUGGGCAGGGCCGGAAGCUUCCCACUGGGCCCCUGAGCAGAAGAUGAGAACGAACGGGGGGCAGGAGGCCGCGCGCGGAGAAUCCAAUAAAGGAGCCAUG